Molecule: messenger RNA, 4270 nt
Organism: Eurytemora carolleeae
Lineage: Eukaryota; Metazoa; Arthropoda; Copepoda; Calanoida; Temoridae
Gene: DAAM
Product: disheveled-associated activator of morphogenesis 1
Biological process (GO): positive regulation of actin filament polymerization; actin cytoskeleton organization
Molecular function (GO): small GTPase binding; actin binding
Source: RefSeq, a predicted model, not a curated record
AUGGAUGAUCCGUCCUAGCUCACAUAGAGAUGAAUCUUACUCAGAGAACCACCGUGAAACCUGGCCUACUCGACCUUGUACCCGGAGACACUUACUAACCCCUGAAGAGGAUUAGAAUGAGGUUCCGGAGCAAAUCUAGGCCUUAGAUGAGAAACCAGGAUAGGCCUGAGAAGGUGUCGUGGUUGGCUAGGCCUGAAACCUGUCAGUGACAAAUACAGUUUCUGUUUAAACAUUGGAACAAGUUGGUUACUUAUCAUCCUAACUGCUUCUCUUUAUAAACUCCUUAUCUAAACCUGGAACUAAGAAAUCAAGGAAGAAGAGCAGAAGAUAUUCUAGACUAAAACUGGUUUUCAUCAACUAGUAAUGAUGUGACUUUUCAGUUGUUCCUGAAACAAGCGUGAAUCUAAGUUUGAAAGAGAAAGUAAUUAAGGAUUCUCUAAACUCCUUGCAUUGAGAAACCAGGACUCGGUUGACAGGGUUUACUCCGAUUGAUCUAGUUUAAACUCCAGGUCUCAGGAUGAACUGUAUCCAUAUCCCUGAUCAACUGUUGACCAGGGUCCCUAGUAUGUCACAGAUCCUGGAAAGUUUUCCGAGUGUAAACCUGGAUUCCCUGCCUGACGUACAUGUGCCCCGCCUACCCAAUGUUCCCCGCCCACCCCGCCUAUCCCUGAAACAUAUUGCCGGAGCCCCAGUAAGGGAGGACGGAGACGGAGAGGAUGGUGCGGCUGCCUCUCUGGGGCGGAGGAUCCGCCGGAGAUAACCUACUGUGUGGCGGAUAAUGCCGGAGGCGGACUAAGUUUGCAAGCUAUUACUCCGACCACACCUAUGCCUUCAGAAGAUGAACUUAAUGAUAAAUUUGCAGAACUAGUGGAGGAGCUAGAUCUAUCCGCCCCUAACAAGGCUGCUAUGCUGAGCCUACCCCUGGAGAAGAAAUGGAUUAUAUGGAACUCUAGAAAGGGAAGAGAAGAACAAUCAGAUCUUUCAAGCAACCCUGAGUACUACACAGACAGGAGAAUGGCUUAAACUGCCUGUUGGAUCUACUAGCAGGGAUGGAUUGGGAUACUGCUCAGUCUAGUAUACACACAGCAGCUCUAGGCUGUAUGAAAGCUUUAAUGAAUAACACGAGUGGGAGGGCCCAUGUAUUAGCACACCCAACUGGAGUAAAUAUAAUCACACAAAGUCUGAGCUCGGAGAAUGUUAAAACAAGGAUUGCAGUUCUAGAGAUCCUUGGAGCAAUGUGUCUCGUUCCAGGAGGGCACAAACGAGUACUGGAUGGGAUGGUACACUACCAGGAGUAUAGCAGUGAAAGAACUAGAUUUCAGGGCAUUAUCAAUGAUCUAGACAGGAGUACUGGCAAAUAUAGAGAUGAUGUUAGUCUCAAGACCACCAUCAUGUCUUUUGUGAACGCAGUUCUCAACUAUGGAGCAGGAACAGAGAAUCUUGAGUUUAGAUUGCAUCUCAGGUUCGAGUUCCUUAUGCUCGGUAUUCAACCCGUCAUCGAGAAGUUGAAGCAUCAUGAGAACGAAACCUUAAACCGCCAUCUUGAUUUCUUCGAGAUGGUUCGAAUCGAGGACGAGAAGGAGCUGGCCAAGAGAUUCGACCAGGUUCAUGUCGACACAAAGAGCGCCAGCAAUAUGUUCGAGUGUCUCAGGGUUGGCUCGUGAAGAAGAGAUUUUACAGGCGAGAACCCGAGCCGAGGAACUAGAGAAGGAGAACCAGGACCUCGCCACCAAUCUCUCCAAGAAGGAGCAGGAGAUAGACCUCAAGCUCCAGGAGAAGGAGGAUCUGGAGGCCAACCUGGCGAGAACGAGAGAGAAACUUGAAACCGAAGUUCUCUGUCACAAUGAAACCAAACAAAGACUGUCCGCCGUAGAAACUAGAUCUGUCGCAGAUAUUAAACUAAUAAGCCCAAUGAUGCCCCCGCCUCCGCCCCCGGCAGCUCCGCCUCCACCUAUGCCCCCGGGGCCUCCGCCCCCACCUAUGCUAAAUGGAGUCAACUCUAGUCAAUCCGAGACGGAACAGUUGAGACAGAUUAUUCGGAAAUGUGUUCCCCAACCCUCAAAUCCUCUAAAAUCUUUCAACUGGUCCAAGCUUCCGGAGUGUAAAGUCCAAGGGACGAUUUGGACAGAUUUGGACGAUUCCAAAUUGUACAAACAGCUGGAUCUGGCUGAAGUGGAUCGUCUGUUUUCAGCCUACCAGAAAAAUGGCAUUAUGUCGGGUGGCAGUGAGGAAGGUUUUAAGUCUGUUGAGGGUUCGAUCGAGGAUCUCCGGUACCUGGGAACCAUGGGACGCAGAGCAAAGAUAAUCUCCGUUAUAGACAGCAGGAGAGCGCAGAACUGCACCAUUCUACUCUCAAAACUUAAACUUUCAAACGACGAAAUAUCGAAAGCAAUUAUGACGAUGGACGCUCGAGAUCAAUUUCCAGUUGAUAUGGUUGAGCAGAUGCUCAAGUUCACACCAUCACCGGAGGAGCGCGCACUCUUGGACGAGCACGCCGAGGAGAUCGACCAUCUUGCUCGCGCUGAUCGUUUUCUUUUCGAACUUUCAAAGAUCACUCACUAUGAGCAGAGAUUACGGACCCUCCACUACAAGAAGAAGUUUAACAUCCUCCUGGCUGAGAUCAGGCCCAAGAUCCAGGCCGUCCUCGAGGGAAGCAAGGAGGUUCAGAGGAGCAAGAGACUCAGGAAGAUGUUGGAGCUGAUCCUGGCCUUUGGUAACUAUAUGAACAGGGGCCAGAGAGGGAAUGCUCUAGGGUUUAAACUGAAUAGUUUGACGAGGAUAGCUGAUACUAAAUCCAGCUGUAACAAGAAUAUCACUCUUCUUCACUUUAUGGCAGAUACUUGUGAGCACAAGUUCAGAGACUGCUUAUUUUUGGAGGCGGACCUACCCCACAUUAAAGAUGCAGCAAAAGUGAAUAUGAAGGAGCUGGAGAAGGAUAUGAACCUGUUGAGAGUCGGGAUGAAGGAGGUUGAGAGGGAGUUGGAGUUCUACAGAGGGCAGCAAGUCCUUUCAGGAGACAGGUACCUCCCUGUCAUGAAGGAGUUUGUUAGUAUGGGGAGUGUAAGACUGGCAGAGAUGGAAGAUCUUUUCACAGAUAUGAAAUCUAGGUUCGACCGAGUUUGUCGUCUGUUCUGUGAGGAUCCAGCUGUCACACAGAGCGACGAGUUCUUUGGUAUCUUCGACCACUUCAUCACAUGCUUCCAGGACGCCAGGCAGGAUAACGACAACGCCAAGAAGAAGAAGGAAGAAGAAGAGAAGAUUGCCAAACAACAUCAGGAGAGGAAAAGUACGAUGCGCAUGCGUACACUGGAGCGUAAGAAGAGUAACGCGAGUAGGAUGGCGAAUGGUCAACCCGUCCAACCAACCAGCUUAAACAAUGGGAAAAUGGAGGACCAGACUGAAUUCGAUGAUCUGAUCAGUGCUCUACGGACCGGGGACGUGUUCGGAGAGAACAUGGAUAAGUUCAAGAGAAACAGGAAGCUCCGAACCUCUCCGCCAAGGGUUGAGAGAAUGGAAUCCUUUCUCAGGGAGAGGAGUAAAGAGAGAAUAUUGAACUGAGCAAUUGAUUAAUCUGACAUCUGGAGCCUUCAUUUCUAUCAGUGAUUGCUGAUACCCGGGGUUGUCAAUUCUACCAAUCAGUGCUGGUACCCAGAGCCUUUCUUUCUAUUUCUUGUACCCGGAGUUGUCAAUUCUACUAAUGAUUUUUGGUACCUGGAGCCUUACUUUCUACCAAUGAUUGCUAGUACCCGGAGAAGGCAAUUCUACCAAUGACUGUUGUUGCCCUGAGUCCCCAGCACUUGUAACUGCCUGUGAUUAGAUCUGAAUUAAACCUGUAGAAAUAUCAAAUCUUCAUCUUCUAAUCCCAGUAUUAUGGGAGGAAGUUUACGUCUCCUCAUCUGCUCUAAACCUUGAAUGCAUUACGCCUGCUAAAUCUCGGACCUAUUAGCAUAAAUUCAUUAGUAUAUAUGCAUAACCUGGAUCCAAUGUGAAACUGAACCUAUGAUUCAUGAACCUUGAACCUUUACUCCUCUAUAAACCCGUCUUUCUGUGCAUCCUCCCACCAUGCAUAAAUGUUCUUUGAAAUCCUUUCAUCUUUUUACAUUUUUGUAUCUCGCUUGUAUCGCCCCAUAUAUCCUUCAAGGAUGGAAUAUAAAGAGUGAGAGGAUAAGUGUGCCAUAUGCUUUAUAGUACUCUAACCUAGCUAGUUAUAUAGUCAUAUCAUUGUAGUCUAUACAAUAUUACUGCAUUAAUAAAUUUCGUGUCAAUCUAA